GCGAGUGAGACAGAGAGUGAGAGAAAGACAAUGUAAGUCACAAAGAAAAUUGAGAAAAAGGGAAAACAGACAAAAGAAAUUAACAGCAGCUCCAGCAGGAAAGGUGAAUUUAAAACAGAUAUACGCAACGUCAGCAGCAAGCACCGAAGAGACUAUGAAAAAUGCGCAACAGAAGCUGAGUGAAGUUGAUGAUGAUGAGCUAUGGCUGCAACAACAAUAUCAACAACAACAACAUCAGAACCAACAACUCCAAAAGCAACAACCAGCGAUUAGAUUAGCACACAACAGAAACAAGAGCAACCAACCAACUCAACAGCAACAAAAGAGCUUAAGUACAAAAUACCACAGCAAUAAUUCAGUGGAGCAUUAACAACAGCAACAACAGCAACUAUAAAAAGAAGAAGAACAAAAACAACAGAUCAUGUAGUCUGAACAGCAACAGCAUUUAGACAGCAACAUGUUGAGCCCGGCCGAGACAGCCGGUGGCAAUCAAGCAACACAAACAAACAUAAGACUGUGCGUACGCAAGCGACAAAGAUUACGUCGGCGACGAAAAAGAAAACUAAUAGCAUCAGCACCAGCAGCAACAACAUUUCGCAGCAAUGACAACAGCUUCAACACAUUUAAUGGCAUUUUGUCUAUAAGUGCUGGUAUUGUUCUGCAUAUGUUGCUGACGGCACUGAGGUUGUGGCAAUUGCAGCUGCAACUACAACAGCAAGCAGUAACAGUGAUCAGAGCUUUUGGUAAUAGCACCACCGCUAUCAUUUCCUACGCAAAUGCAAUUGCACUACAACUGCAAAGUUGUAAGCGCAGAAGCAGCAGCAACAGUUGCAGCAGCAGCAGUACCCAAAUAAUCAACGGACUUAAUAAACAUUCAUGGAUAUUUUUAUUGAUUUAUUUAAAUUUAUCUGCUAAAGUUUGCUUAGCUGGGUAUCAUGAAAAGAGACUGUUACAUGAUCUAUUGGAUCCUUAUAAUACACUAGAACGUCCGGUUCUCAACGAAUCGGACCCGUUACAAUUAAGUUUUGGGUUAACUUUAAUGCAAAUAAUCGAUGUGGAUGAGAAAAACCAGUUGCUGGUUACGAAUGUGUGGCUAAAAUUGGAGUGGAACGAUAUGAACCUUCGCUGGAAUACAUCAGACUAUGGUGGCGUUAAGGAUCUGCGCAUACCACCGCAUCGCAUCUGGAAACCAGACGUCCUUAUGUACAACAGCGCCGACGAGGGAUUCGAUGGCACCUACCAAACAAAUGUUGUGGUGCGGAACAAUGGCUCCUGCCUUUACGUCCCGCCGGGUAUCUUCAAAUCGACGUGCAAAAUAGACAUCACAUGGUUCCCAUUUGAUGAUCAGCGCUGCGAGAUGAAAUUUGGUAGCUGGACAUAUGAUGGAUUUCAGCUGGAUUUGCAAUUACAAGAUGAAACUGGCGGUGAUAUCAGCAGUUACGUGCUCAACGGCGAGUGGGAACUACUGGGUGUGCCUGGGAAACGCAAUGAAAUAUACUACAACUGCUGUCCGGAACCAUAUAUCGACAUCACAUUUGCCAUUAUCAUACGACGACGCACUCUCUACUAUUUUUUUAAUCUGAUUAUACCCUGUGUACUGAUUGCAUCAAUGGCCCUACUCGGCUUCACACUACCACCGGACUCGGGUGAAAAACUAUCGCUUGGCGUCACAAUCCUGCUCUCGCUGACCGUGUUCCUCAAUAUGGUUGCUGAGACAAUGCCGGCUACAUCAGAUGCGGUACCUCUCCUAGGUACAUAUUUCAAUUGCAUAAUGUUUAUGGUAGCUUCAUCCGUUGUGUCAACGAUUUUAAUAUUAAAUUAUCAUCAUCGAAAUGCUGAUACGCACGAAAUGUCCGAAUGGAUUCGCAUCGUAUUUUUAUGCUGGCUACCAUGGAUAUUGCGCAUGAGUCGACCGGGACGACCGCUGAUAUUGGAAUUCCCGACAACGCCCUGUUCGGAUACCUCAUCCGAGCGCAAGCAUCAGAUACUAUCCGAUGUUGAGCUGAAAGAGCGCUCCUCGAAGUCGCUGCUGGCCAAUGUGCUCGACAUUGAUGAUGAUUUUAGGCACAACUGUCGUCCCAUGACGCCCGGCGGAACACUGCCACACAAUCCAGCAUUUUAUCGCACUGUUUAUGGACAAGGCGACGAUGGCAGUAUUGGGCCAAUUGGCAGCACACGAAUGCCCGAUGCGGUUACACAUCACACAUGCAUCAAAUCAUCAACUGAAUAUGAAUUAGGUUUAAUCUUAAAGGAAAUUCGCUUUAUUACUGAUCAGCUACGUAAAGAUGACGAGGACAAUGACAUUGCCAAUGAUUGGAAAUUUGCAGCUAUGGUCGUUGACAGACUGUGCCUUAUCAUAUUCACAAUGUUCACAAUAUUAGCCACAAUAGCUGUACUACUAUCAGCACCACAUAUUAUUGUCUCGUAGCCAUAUGGGCGAGGUGGUUAUUGUUAUUGGUUUUAUUAUAAAAUCAAUUUGUUAAUUAUUAAAUUAAUAACAAAACUUUUUAAGUAAAU
Drosophila innubila is the source of this 2517-nucleotide messenger RNA. It is a transcript of the gene nAChRalpha5, whose product is annotated as neuronal acetylcholine receptor subunit alpha-7. Lineage: Eukaryota; Metazoa; Arthropoda; Insecta; Diptera; Drosophilidae. The record is from RefSeq and is a predicted model, not a curated record. Gene Ontology annotation, molecular function: acetylcholine-gated monoatomic cation-selective channel activity; transmembrane signaling receptor activity. Gene Ontology annotation, cellular component: neuron projection; synapse; postsynaptic membrane. Gene Ontology annotation, biological process: monoatomic ion transmembrane transport; nervous system process; regulation of membrane potential.